Molecule: messenger RNA, 1605 nt
Organism: Oryzias latipes (Japanese medaka)
Lineage: Eukaryota; Metazoa; Chordata; Actinopteri; Beloniformes; Adrianichthyidae
Gene: osgepl1
Product: O-sialoglycoprotein endopeptidase-like 1
Biological process (GO): tRNA threonylcarbamoyladenosine modification
Cellular component (GO): mitochondrion
Source: RefSeq, a predicted model, not a curated record
GGACAUAAAUACAUGUAACACAGCAAAUGAGUUGAGCUCGUGUUCGCUCCUUUAAAAACAAUUAUGCUCAAAUGUCUUUUACAAAUGGAAGUGAUUUUAAUCUUUCUCUCAUUUUUUACGUUAUUAUUUUUAUCUCAUGAUGAUUGAAUUCCUCUAGCGCUUGCAUCUGAUGCCUUCAAUAUUUGACGUGGAAUCUUUGAAUUAAAAGUAAUAAUGUUGCCUGCUAAAGUGAAAAACCUGUGGAGGCUGCUUCAUUGUAGACGCGUAAUGGACUUCACGUCUCUGACUAGAAAGGCAUACCACUCCAGACUUGUUUUAGGCAUUGAGACGAGCUGUGAUGAUACUGGGGCUGCUGUACUGGACGAAACUGGUACAAUCCUGGGAGAGUCUCUUUACUCACAAAAUGAGGUUCAUCUGAGGACUGGUGGUAUUAUUCCCACUGUUGCACAGCAACUCCACAGAGAGAGCAUAGAGGUUGUGGUCCAUGAAGCCCUGGAGAGGAGUGGAGUGACCCCAAGCCAACUGUCAGCUGUGGCCACAACAGUAAAGCCAGGCUUGGCCCUGAGCUUGGGCAUUGGUCUUGCGUUCAGUCAGAAGUUUGUAAGGAAGCACAACAUACUGUUCAUUCCCAUUCACCACAUGGAGGCCCAUGCCCUGACUAUCAGAAUGCUCCAGCCCGUGCCCUUUCCUUUCCUGGUUCUGCUUGUUUCUGGUGGUCACUCGCUUCUUGCUGUUGCACGAGGAAUUGACGACUUCCUGCUGUUGGGUUACAUGUUGGAUGAAGCUCCAGGGGACACACUGGAUAAAGUGGCAAGACGCCUCUCCCUCACAAAACAUCCAGAUUGCUCCACGUUAAGUGGAGGACAAGCGAUUGAGCUUUUAGCAAGAAGUGGUGACAGGAGGAAAUUCCCUUUCAGGACACCGAUGGGGCGGAUUUAUGACUGCUGCUUUUCUUUUGCUGGACUACGAAGUCAAAUCACAAUGUCCAUCAUAAAAAAAGAGGCUGAAGAAGGAAUAGAACAAGGUACACUUUUGUCUUGCGUAAAUGACAUUGCAGCUGGCACACAACACACAGUUGCUGUUCAUCUUGCAAAACGGACUCAUCGUGCCAUCUUGUUCUGUAAGGAAAAUGGCCUUCUGCCAUCUGAUAAUCCUAUUUUGGUGGUGUCUGGAGGAGUUGCAAGCAAUCAGUACAUCUGUAAGGCACUGACGGUUAUCACUGAAAAGACAGGACUUCGUCUGCUCUGUCCUCCACCCAGAUUCUGCACUGACAAUGGCGUGAUGAUCGCGUGGAAUGGUAUUGAGCGUCUAAAAGAGGGGAGAGGAAUUCUGUCUCCAAGUGAGGAUGUCUGUUAUGAGCCAAAAGCACCACUAGGUGUCGACAUCUCAGCAAAAGUGAGAGCAGCAGGGAUACGGUUACCACCAGUCAGGAUGAAGAUCCUUAGCUGACAGACACAACCCUAUCAUAACUAAUUACCCCUGUGUUUAUUUGUAAUUUUAAAAUUUCAACGUGAGUAUUUUUGUCAAAGAAAAUGAAGAAAUAAUUGAGUUAUGCUUAUUAAAGUUGCUAACAGAACAAUAAAUGAUUCUUGUUUAUAUACAGAA